Phyllostomus discolor (pale spear-nosed bat) is the source of this 2805-nucleotide messenger RNA. It is a transcript of the gene SMARCE1, whose product is annotated as SWI/SNF related, matrix associated, actin dependent regulator of chromatin, subfamily e, member 1. The coding region runs from base 512 to 1747 and encodes 411 amino acids. Lineage: Eukaryota; Metazoa; Chordata; Mammalia; Chiroptera; Phyllostomidae. The record is from RefSeq and is a predicted model, not a curated record. Gene Ontology annotation, molecular function: nuclear receptor binding; nucleosomal DNA binding. The transcript is spliced from 11 exons. Gene Ontology annotation, biological process: negative regulation of DNA-templated transcription. Gene Ontology annotation, cellular component: SWI/SNF complex.
CCCGGGCGACUCCCGCCGUCUUCCGGCCCCGCGCGCGCGUGGAGCCGAAGCCGUGGCUCCCGCGUCCCUCGGCGAGGCUUCACACUCCCGCCGCCUCCCCGAUCGCCACCGGCGCCGCCGCCGCCGCCCCUGACGACAGCGGAACCCAGGCCUCCCCCGUGCACAGGCCGCAUCCGCCGUCUCCGCCGCCGUGACGAAUCGGCGCCCGGCUGGGAAAUUGCCCAAAUUCGGGGAGUUUUGAGGAACGUCUAGGGCCUGGGGGGGAAAAAAAAAAUCCUCGACUGUACGAAGCAUCACGCAUCCUCAAGCGGAGGCUUAUUUUGCUCAAGACAGUCGGGCGCCGCCGGGAAGGAAAUUAAGGAGAGUGCUGAAAGUGCGGCUGCGGAAGCUCCGGGCGCGAGGGGCGGGGCCUGCGCGGGACAAAGGGAAGCGAGGCCGGAGCUGCGGGCGCUUUUUCUGCCCGCGGUGUCUCAGAUUCAUUCUUAAGGAACUGAGAACUUAAUCUUCCAAAAUGUCAAAAAGACCAUCUUAUGCCCCACCUCCCACCCCAGCUCCUGCAACACAAAUGCCCAGCACACCAGGGUUUGUGGGAUACAAUCCAUACAGUCAUCUCGCCUACAACAACUACAGGCUGGGAGGGAACCCGGGCACCAACAGCCGGGUCACGGCAUCCUCUGGUAUUACGAUUCCAAAACCCCCAAAGCCACCAGAUAAGCCGCUGAUGCCCUACAUGAGGUACAGCAGGAAGGUCUGGGACCAAGUAAAGGCUUCCAACCCUGACCUGAAGUUGUGGGAGAUUGGCAAGAUUAUUGGUGGCAUGUGGCGGGAUCUCACUGAUGAAGAAAAACAAGAAUAUUUAAACGAAUACGAAGCGGAAAAGAUAGAGUACAAUGAAUCUAUGAAGGCCUACCAUAAUUCCCCCGCAUACCUUGCUUACAUAAAUGCAAAAAGUCGAGCAGAAGCUGCUUUAGAGGAAGAGAGUCGACAGAGGCAGUCUCGCAUGGAGAAAGGAGAGCCGUACAUGAGCAUCCAGCCUGCUGAAGAUCCUGAUGAUUAUGAUGAUGGCUUUUCAAUGAAGCACACAGCCACCGCCCGUUUCCAGAGGAACCACCGCCUCAUCAGUGAGAUCCUCAGUGAGAGUGUGGUGCCAGACGUCCGGUCAGUCGUCACAACAGCCAGGAUGCAGGUCCUCAAACGUCAGGUCCAGUCCUUGAUGGUUCAUCAGCGGAAACUAGAAGCUGAACUUCUUCAGAUAGAGGAGCGACACCAGGAAAAGAAGAGGAAAUUCCUGGAAAGCACAGAUUCAUUUAACAACGAACUUAAAAGGUUGUGUGGGUUGAAAAUAGAAGUGGACAUGGAAAAGAUCGCCGCUGAAAUCGCACAGGCAGAGGAGCAGGCCCGCAAGAGGCAGGAGGAAAGGGAGAAGGAGGCGGCGGAGCAGGCGGAGCGCAGCCAGAGCAGCAUCGCCCCUGAGGAGGAGCCAGCGGCCAACAAGACGGAGGAGAAGAAGGAGGACGAGAGCAUCCCCAUGGAGACAGAGGAGACACACCUUGAGGAAACGGCAGAAAGCCAGCAGAAUGGGGAAGAAGGCACGUCUACUCCGGAGGACAAGGAGAGUGGACAGGAGGGGGUGGACAGUAUGGCCGAGGAAGGGACCAGCGACAGUAACACGGGCUCGGAGAGCAACAGUGCGACGGUGGAGGAGCCCCCGACAGACCCCACGCCAGAGGAUGAGAAAAAAGAAUAAAUGUUGCCUUGUUUUAUGUAUUCUGAGUACUUUUUUAAAUGAAAAAAAAAACAAUGUUUUUUGAGUUUUAAUGGUGUUAUGUGGUUUCUGUGCUAGUAUUCUUCUGCCCGUAUCACACCACCAGAGGCUUUCGGACCAUGUAGCGCCGUGAGCCGCACGGUGUGGCCGCCGUUCUUAAGCGGUCGUGACGAUGGUUCUCUUCUUCAUCGUUUCCAGCCCUCAGCUGCUGAAAGCCUCAGAAUUUAAAUUAAUAAAGAGAAUGCCCACCUCUUUUAGAGAAUGAUCCUUUGAUGCUGCAGAAUCUUCUCUUAAAUGCCUUCCUGCAGCUCACCGGGUGCUCACCAAAGCCAUAGCUUUAAAUCGUCUCAGUCCCCAUCAACAGCUUCCUACAACUUCCCUUCCCUGUGUACUUCCUCAGAGAGUAGCUUCCUGGAAACGUAAUCACGUGUGACUGUAUGUUUGUUCACCAACCCUUUCUUACUUGUGAUCAGUGUCAGAUAACCGAGAGUCGUGUUAAAGUGGUGAGCGUACCCGCAGCUACACUUGGGUCAUGUGGAUUGAGAAGUAGCCUCCUUAAAGUAGCUCCUAGCUUCGGAACUAGCCGCCGACGUGAACACGGCAUAUGUACACUCUCCUGCUUCCUGUUAUAGCUGAUGUUGGGUGUGUUCUGGUCAGUUCACCCUUACUGUACAGAAAAAAAAGAUUACUUUUUUAUCAUGUUUUCCAAAGAUAGAUCACAAAGCUUAAGGAAUUGAAUAUUCUUGCAAGGGAGUAUAUAACUUCAAAACGAUUGGCCCGUUCUAGGAGAAAAACAGCUGGGAAUUAAGUUUAGCCACUUGGAAUUGUUUUACUAUAAUCAAAACAUUCAAAACCUCAAGGCUCAGGAUCCCGUAGAUCAGAGCCUCCCUUUUUGAUAAACUUAGUAGUCUUAAAGAGACUAGAAGAUGGUUCGUGACGCGUGUGCUUCCCAAAAACUAGAGUAGAUUUUUACUAAAUAGUGGUAUAUCUAAUGGUAUAUGUUUCUUAAAGGUCCAAACGUAAUAAAUAAAUUUUAAAAA